UUGGCCAGCGUGCAGGCUCUGCCGGCGUUGAUUGGCUGCUUUCCGCGGGGGCGGGGCCAGAGAGGGUGCGCGCGGCUGAUCAUGGCGGGUGCCGGGGCGCUCCCGCUGCUGCUGCUGCUGCUGGCGGCGGCCGGGGCCGCGGGCGAGCCGUGCCCCGAGCCCACCAUCGCCCCCUCCUAUUACACCACCUCGGACGCCGUCAUCGCCUCCGAGAGCGUCUUCGUGGUGGAGAUCUCCCUGGUCUGCAAGAACGGCGCCCAGGUGAGACCCCCGCGAGUGGGGGUGUGGGGAGGGGUCCCUCACAGCCCCCCCGACCCCCUCCCAGCCCCCCCUGAGCGAGACGAGGACCCCCAAACUGAACCCCACCGGGGUUUUGGGGGGUUUUGGGGUGCCCCGGUGAGCCCGAGCCUCCCUCAGGGCGCGUGGAGCGGGCCCUGGGUGUCGAGCGAGGCGCUGGCGGCCGCCGUGGGGCUGGUGGUGUAUUACCUGGCCUUGAGCACCAAGAGCAGCAUCCAGGCCUGAGAGCCGGAAACAGCCGGAAACACCCGGAAACAGCCCGGGAACACCCUGAAAACACCC
Molecule: messenger RNA, 579 nt
Organism: Onychostruthus taczanowskii (white-rumped snowfinch)
Lineage: Eukaryota; Metazoa; Chordata; Aves; Passeriformes; Passeridae
Gene: SSR4
Product: signal sequence receptor subunit 4
Exons: 3
Coding region: 82-522 (146 amino acids)
Cellular component (GO): membrane; endomembrane system; endoplasmic reticulum
Source: RefSeq, a predicted model, not a curated record